This is a messenger RNA of Miscanthus lutarioriparius, 273 nucleotides long. The record is from the annotation of a GenBank genome assembly. Lineage: Eukaryota; Viridiplantae; Streptophyta; Magnoliopsida; Poales; Poaceae.
AUGGCGGAGAUGGCGGACAAAGCUCUUCGGGAUCCGCGGCGGUGUGGAAAGUCGAGGCGAUUGGCACCAAAGACGUGGGGGCGGGCGAAGUCAUCAAAAGGGGCGGUGCGCUAUGCUUGCGUGGACGCCUUCCUCUCGCGCUGCCUCGGUGAGCACAUCCGCCGUGACAUGGUGAGCGACGAUGAGUACGAGUCUGACCCCGACGACGACAUCGAUUCUAUGGACGCUGAGGAGUCGGAGCCAGAUGCCGUCGAUGGCGGUUACUGGGGUUGA